AUGGGGUUGGAGCGGUUUAGCGUGUCCAGAUUCAUCGGUAGGGGAUGUUACUCGAUGGUUUAUGAAGUAAUUUCUGCAAAUGAGGGUGACAAGGGCAAGUCAUACGCACUUAAAAGAAUCUUCCUCCAGAAUCCAUCAGCUGUAAUUUGUGCUAUUCGGGAGCACCAUAUCCUCGUGCGCCUUGCCCUUGAAGAUCAUCAGUCGCCAUUUCUGCCUACUCUAUUCUACAGUUUUCGGAUUCAUGGAUCUCCCAUCUUGGUACUUCGCAGGGGAAGCGGCUACGAUCUAUUCGACCUCAUGUCCAAGUAUGGCUGUCUCAGUGAAGUUGAUGCUCGAUUUUAUGCCUCAGAAAUUGUCUGCGGACUAGAACAUCUUCACGCCAUGCAGAUCGUUCAUCUAGAUCUUAAGCCAGAAAAUGUUCUUCUCUCUCACUCGGGUCAUGUACUUAUUACGGAUUUUGAUCGUUCGUAUGAUGCCACGCGAAAACAAGAACCACCAAAUCACGACGACUUUUGCGGUACCCCUCUUUUUAUGGCACCGGAAAUCGCGAAAGGUAUAGAAAUCACAACCAAGGCUGAUGUAUGGAGUCUAGCCAUUUUAAUGGCUGACAUUGUAUCUGGUGUCAAGCGGGUGAGAGCAGAUCGAUGGAAGAUAAGAAAUUUCCGAAAUCUCUCAAAGCCUCUUCAGUCUUUCUUCAACGCUUGUUUAAAAACUAAUCACAAGGAGCGUCCGGACAUUUCUGGUGUCAAAAGUCUGCGAUUUUACAAGCAUGUGAAUUGGGAUGAGGUAUGUUCUUGCAGUAUUAAGCCGCCCUUUGAUCCUUCCGAGUUGGGGAGUUCUGUCUCUCAUAAUAAGUGCAAUAUUGACCCAGAUGACUCUUUGCUCCUGGAAUCCGCUUAUGGCAAAUGUAUGCCCUCCAUGAAGAAGGGUUUUCGAUUCAUCCUUGAUGCUGAAGGUGUACGUCAUUUGGCCACCAGCCCUCCAAACAUUAGAGCACUGGAAGAGGCCGGUUUGACAUUUGAAAAAAUUGAAGAGCUCUUUGCUGAUUUUGACUUUCUCAAUCCUGUGCUGCGCUUAGAUGGCGCUGUGGAUGUGUCGCAAGCCGCCAUUGAUGCUGGAAGGCUGUUCCUUGAUGUUGAAGAAAUUGAAGCUCAUAAGCCUUCUGAACCCAUUGCAAGGCGUUCCCGCUUUUUUUCUGUCGGUGAUUGA
Molecule: messenger RNA, 1209 nt
Organism: Hydatigera taeniaeformis
Lineage: Eukaryota; Metazoa; Platyhelminthes; Cestoda; Cyclophyllidea; Taeniidae
Source: the annotation of a GenBank genome assembly